AUGGCUUUUCGCGUUCCAUCCUCGGUUGCAUCCAGAGCAGGAAUAUUUCAAAAUAUCUACCGCCUUGUUUUCAAUCCACUUAGCAGCAUAACUCGCUCCAUCUCCGUGGAUUCGCGCUACUUUAUUCAAGGCACUGCAGAAGACAUCCAACUUUCGCGACCGGUACAGCUUGCGAGACGUAAAUAUCUCCCUGGCUCGUUCGCUUCUGGCUUCCCUGAGCAACUCUCUAGUCCCAAGGAAGGCUUUCCUCUCGUUUUGAAAGCAAGAAACAACGGCGAAUUGGAUGGAAAGGGAAUUCAAUUUUGGUCCGAAUGUUUCAAAGAGCAGCUUUCAGGACUGUACGAAAAUUUUCGAAAUGGUGGCGCGCCGGUUGCUGUUCUUAUUCGUGGCUUGCCUAUUAAAACCAGCAAUGAUUCCUCUCGUUUCAUAGAAGGAUUGGGUUUCGAGUUCUUUUCGUACAAAGGAGGCAGCGGGAUUCGUAAACAAGUCGAUGACUUUGUAUUAAGUGGAGCUCUCGAUGCCCCUGAGUACUCGGUCGAGUUGCACAAUGAUAUGUCGUAUAGCACAGUUUUCCCAACCAAAUUCGUUAUAACGUGUUUAAAAAAGUCGAAAUUUGGAGGUGAGACAGGUAUAUGUAAUGGCCGAGAGCUGACUUCGAAUCUAGACGCUGAUCUAAAGGCGAAAUUUGAACGGAAAGGCAUCCGGUAG
Paramuricea clavata is the source of this 708-nucleotide messenger RNA. NCBI's taxonomy places the organism in Eukaryota, Metazoa, Cnidaria, Anthozoa, Malacalcyonacea, Plexauridae. The record is from the annotation of a GenBank genome assembly.